GUUCCACAUUUCUUAGCAUCGUCACACAGCUCUCGCGAGACUCUGUGUUCUGAAACAGCUGACUGUGCUGUGGGUGGUGCGAUCAAGUGGCUGCUAUCUAUUUCGAACAGUUACAAACCUGAUAGUGCAAAUAAUCGGUCGACAGCGUUUUGAAAUUUAGUACUGUUUGGACACUGAUAAUAGUUUACAUCACAACAUGGCUGAGACGGAUCCCAAGUCGGUGCAGGACCUUACCAAUGUGGUCCAGACACUGCUGCAACAGAUGCAGGACAAGUUCCAGACCAUGUCAGACCAGAUCAUCGGGAGGAUUGAUGAGAUGAGCACGCGCAUUGAUGAUUUGGAGAAGAACAUCGCCGACCUGAUGACCCAGGCUGGUGUUGAAGAGAUUGAGGCAGCACCGGAAAAGGUUAAGGAGGGUCAAGGCUCAUAAUGAAGGUUCCUGAGUUACAUGAUGCGAAGUCGGUCCUGUAUUCAGGAGCAGCAGACGUUUCCAUUUUGAAAAAUUAAUAAUAUUGAUUUGGUGUGUCGUUGUGUGAAAUGCUUUUUUUAUAUAUGGAAUAUUGUGAUAAACGGUUACAGUUAUGUAAUAACUUGAAAAGUUGAACAUUAUUUGUAAGCUAGAAUAGUGUGAUAUGCACUUCAGAACUUUAAAUGCUCGUUUGCAGUAAUGCAAUUUAGAGAUUUUGUGUGCCGACCCGGAGGUUAUUUCCCCGCCAUCAUAUAUCAGUUAAUUAAAUCCCAUGAGGAGAUGGCUGAUGGGGACAUUUUUGCCUGAGCCUGCGCUGAGAAGUACAACCGGCAGGCCAGUGGAACCUCCAUCCCUACCAACACGGGAAACGGGCACAGUGAACAUCUGAAGCCUGAAGUGUUUCACAAACAGCACUGUCACUACCAAGGUGUGGGAUGCAUUCCAAAUGAUUUUCUUUUAUUAAAGCUAUUUAAUACAAUGCUG
Messenger RNA from Cottoperca gobio, 952 nucleotides. RefSeq names its product heat shock factor binding protein 1b (gene hsbp1b). The transcript is spliced from 4 exons. Bases 197 to 430 code for a protein of 77 amino acids. Gene Ontology annotation, biological process: cellular heat acclimation. Lineage: Eukaryota; Metazoa; Chordata; Actinopteri; Perciformes; Bovichtidae. Gene Ontology annotation, molecular function: transcription corepressor activity. The record is from RefSeq and is a predicted model, not a curated record. Gene Ontology annotation, cellular component: nucleus; cytosol.